UGUCAGGGGCGACGCAACUAGAUCCACCAAUGAAAUGAGCCUACGUGCGUCACGUGACUUCGGGGAGACUCAUCCAACAUGGCGGCGGCACGUCGACUCUUGUGUUGCUGAAAGUUUGAUGUAACGGCGCCUUGGUAACAUGGCGUGCGUGAAAGUCGAUCCCAGGGAGGGAGAAGACGACUCGCCGAGUGGAUUGAGUGGUGACCUGAGACCCGAAUGGCUUGACAACGUACAGAAAAACGGCGAGCUCUUCUACUUGGAGCUGAGCGACGGAGAAGCCUCCACCAUCGCAGCGCAACAUGUGCCCACUCAUCACAUACACUUCCAUGAAGAGGAGGAGGAGCUCAUCAAGAAACAGCGAUGCAGCCAGCUGUCGAAGAAGGGGUUCCACCGCCAAUGGGGUGGGACGGAUGCUUCUACCUCAUCGCCGCUACCUGCGUCCGUCUUUAAGAGUCGGCCGGGGAGCGGCAACCUGCAGCUUAAGGAAGUGUGCGUAUACAUCAACCCCAAAUGUCUCGGAAGCUCGCCCUCGCCUCUGUUGGAGGCCUUGCUGGGCAUCGUGCAUCGGCCAUCUUGGAUCGGCGCUCACAGACCGGAAAGACUGACCGUUGAGGGCCUCGUUCCCAAAAGCCCGGUCAGCAAAUGCGGCCGUGUCCUCAUUGGCGACGUGCUGCUUGCAGUGGAUGCCUUGGACGUCAACGCUGAGAACAUCGAAAAAGUUCUGUCGAGCAUCCUGGGACCGACUCAGGUGAAGCUAACCUUAGAGACGUCAGGCGGCGACAGCGGGCCGGGACUUAGGGCGAAGGUUUCGGCGCCCAUCAGCCCACUGGUGCGUCUCCUUUGGGGGCAGGACACAGUCGAACUACAGUUGUCAAUCAGCCACAUCCCACAUGUGGUCAUGUACCUGUCGCUUAAGAUGGACGCCGCCUCACCACAGGAAGAAGAGGACAUCUUGUACCGAUACCCGGUAUCGGAGGCGUUCGGUCGGCUAAAAGCAGCCAGAGGAAUCUUCCUGACUCUAUGUGACAUGUUGGACAACGUCACAGGCAGCAGCAUCGUCAGUUCCACGCUGCUGCUGGAAAAAUACUUGGUCCACGUUGGCUACUGGAAGGAAGGCCACGCCCUGCUGGUCAUCGGGCUUCCUGCUGAGAGCGUUCCUUUGCUGUGCCUGCGCUCGCUGGUUGGAGACGUGGUGCGAACAUUAAAAGUCAUGUACGGAUCGUUGGACAGCGCUUUUUGCAGGGCGGAGCACACGCCACAGCUCGACCAGUUCUUCUGCAUCUUCUUCCAGCGGCUCAUCCAGCCGUGCCGCUUUACAGAUGCCCUCUUAGCUCCGCCCCCGGAUGUCUCCAGGAGCCUCUUCCUUGAUAGACUGCCCGCCGUCCGAUGGCUUACGCUUCCACCAGAAAUUAAAAUGGAGGUGGACUUUCUUCUCACCGACUUUGAAGCCUCUGAUUUUGGAGAACUGUCGGAGGACUUCUUCGGCCUGAGGCGUUUCUACGAGAUUCUGGGCUCUUGUCUCUACUACAAGUCUUACCUGAUCGCCAACCAUCUCGCUAAAGAGGACCUGCUGGACGUGUGUCUGUAUACGGAGCACCACUGCCUGCUGCCGCUGGCGUCCAAGCCGCGAGUCGGCCAGCUGAUCAUCUGGAGGGAGGUGUUCCCCCAGCAGAGAAGCAACGCUGCAUCUGAAGUCACGCGGCACCAAGGACGCCGCUUUCUCCUCAUUGUAGGCCUGAGGAGUUUGAUGCAGUGUGUCCUUCUGGAGACAGGCUGCAUGUCGUCUUCUGGACCUUCAGGGCCCGACUGUGUUUACGUGGCUCAGGUCAAAGCCGCACUGCUGCAGCUGGAGACCUUGGAGGAGGCCAUGGAAGAAUGUCUGAACACUCCCGCCGCUCCUUGCCUAUCCUGUGCCGACUCAUUCCUGCCUGCCGCCACCGCCCGCAUCCGCCUGGCUGCCUCCUCGCCGGUUCUUGGAAAGCUGGCAGCCAGUGUUAAGAGUGCCUCGCCAGUAUCCCGAAGCGGCAACCUGUUUGGAGAGAGAGCUCGGAGGUCCAGCCCCCAGAGGAGCACAUCGGACUGUGGGGCUGAAGGACAUGCAGACCAUGGGGCUGCAUCUCCGACAGCUCAUGGUCUUAGUCCGGGCUCAGUCAGGACCCUGGCUGGAAGGCGGGACUCGCCGGGGUCUGAUGGGAGUGGAAGCCUUUUCAAGAGGACGAUCCCCCUUAGGAAGACCGUAAAUGCGAGGGACACACAGGAGAAGUACAACACCACCAAGUUUGUCUUUCUUCACAUUUCCUUACCUCAUGUUGGACAUUGUCACAUCCUGAGUAGGGGUGUGCACAAUUUUUUCACUUCCGAUAAGAUACCGGUAUUACCAUAACCAAUCAAAAAAUUCCAUGUAUCACAAAUUAUACAGCUGUUUUUAAUCACACAUUUGACCAGCAGAGGGUUUCUUGUGCCAAAGCAUUAAUGAAGCUUCAGGAACCAAUUGGCUCAAGUGGUUCAAAGCCUCACGAGGCUUCAUCUGACCAUCACUACCUAGCAGCCACAUUUCAUUAAAUUACGCUGAUGACAUAGAAGGUUUAAUGAUGCAGACACGUUUGUUACUGGAUACUUUCUAAUAUACUUUUGCCUUGCAGACUUUGUAAGUGUAAGUAAAUGCUAUACUAUAUUUAUGAUUCUUGUUUGUAUUUACAAAUGUGCUUUUUUAGACUGCAAUAUCGUUCAAUUAGGGCAUGUAUUACGCACAAGCUGUUGUGUAGCUGCUUGCCCACUACAAGCCUAUACCCCACCAUGUUUAUCAUGUGUAAAUUAAUUGACUAAAAUGCAAAAAAAGACCAACCAUGUGUGCUUAUUGGAGGACAAACCGGAAAGCAUGCAUAGCGCUUCACUUUUUGUACAUUUUGUAAUGUUACAGCCUUAUUCCAAAAGGAAAUACAUUUAUUUUUGUUCUUUAAAAUUCUACACGCAAUACCCCAUAAUGAAAAUGUGAAAAAAAUGUUAAAUCUAAUUUAUUAUUUUAAAUAAAGAAAUACAAAAGUAUUCACAUAUUUAGCUCAAUACUUUGUUGAUGCACCUUU
Molecule: messenger RNA, 3083 nt
Organism: Entelurus aequoreus (snake pipefish)
Lineage: Eukaryota; Metazoa; Chordata; Actinopteri; Syngnathiformes; Syngnathidae
Gene: intu
Product: inturned planar cell polarity protein
Exons: 14
Coding region: 140-2383 (747 amino acids)
Biological process (GO): cilium assembly; vesicle-mediated transport; establishment of planar polarity
Cellular component (GO): cytoplasm; cilium
Molecular function (GO): protein binding
Source: RefSeq, a predicted model, not a curated record